This is a messenger RNA of Coffea arabica (coffee), 432 nucleotides long. The record is from RefSeq and is a predicted model, not a curated record. Lineage: Eukaryota; Viridiplantae; Streptophyta; Magnoliopsida; Gentianales; Rubiaceae.
AUGGUUAGAAUGAGAGGAGGAUCUUCUAGUGUCGGACGAUCCUUUAGGCUUAGGGAUGAAGAUAUUGAAAUUUUAGAACCACCUCCUGUGGCACCCAAAAAGAAGACUAUAACCCGUAGUGGUAAGGUGAAGCAGACUGCCCAAAGGAAACUGGAUAUCCAAACUGCUGAAUCAUCUGAUGAACAGUUGGAUGGGCAGAACUCUGAAGAGAACAUUGUUGGUAGAAAUGAGGAACCAGAACAGGCUGACCAGGGAGAUAAAACUGUCACAAGAUUCUCUGCUAAAAGAAAGAGGUCCGUUAAGAGGAAGAACACUCCUCAAUCCAAGAAAAAACAGUCUGCUGAUCCCACUGAUGAUCAGCAGAAUGAAGAGAACACUACUGGGAAUAAGAAGACUCCUGAACCAUUCCACCAGGAAGUCUCCAAGGACUAG